AUGGAUUUCAUUCUUUCUUUAACGCACUUCUGCGAGGUACAUGGUCCCACCUCGAUCAUCUGCUCGCAGGUCCUCCCUUUCUCCUGCUCGCAAUGUUAUCCGGAGAAAUCUACCCCCUCGCCCGAAGACACCCCUGCGACUUCACAUGACACCGUCUCUUCUCAUGGCCUUCGCAGCAGUAAUGCCAGUAGCAAACUCUCCCCGUCCUCGAAAUCGCCUGGCAAGCCGGCCGACCAGGGCGGCACUCCCCAUAAAAUUGAAGACUACCCGUGCUUCGUGAAGGGGCAAUCGAAUGCGACCGAGACGCAAAAACUAAAUAUUCUGGGAGGCGCAGAUGGUGACACUUGCGCAAGCUGUAGCUUGACCCUGCCGGAGGAUGUGAGCAAACAACUCCCUCCUGGGGCCCCCGGAACUGCCCGCAGUGACGGGAAGGGCAAAAACGGCAGCCCUGUGCUGCGAUCCAGGGAGGUCGUUUCUUCGUGCGGUGCAAGUCACCCCGAGCAGGACGACAGUACGCACGACUCGCACAUCCACGGCUCGCUUCCCGACUCCCUUCACUCAUCAUCCGUGGCUUCCGAUGUAUCCUGCCACAACCACAUCCUCACAUAUCUAUCUCUCAAGGGACCGCCAAACCCUGCGGAUUAUGCGCUACUUCGACGCUCCUCCAUCAGAACCCUCAGCUGUGAGCUUUUGCCACGCGGACUUUCCUCCGGCCCAUUGUGUUUCGGUGACUCCAAUGCGGGUUACACAAUCGCCUACAUAUUUCGACUCCCCGAUCCCAUGGCCCGCGGCAAACGGCGCAGCUAUGCGCUUGUAGCCUUAGCGGGCAAAGAUGCGCGCAGAGCCUUCCGUGCCUGUCCCAUAAUUUGGCGCACCUUUGAUCGAAUUGCAACUUCCAUCUACACUGCCGCAGAGAAGUUUCAGGAGGAAGAGAAACGUCGUGAUGAACAGAACAACGCAGUCAAUCGGCCUGGCAACCGACAGUACACCCCUGUCUCUUCUUUUCUUACCGGACGUGCUGUGGACCCAGAUGGGCAACUUCGCCGACCAGGUCAGGUCAAAGCCAGAAAUCUGACAGAGAUUGUCGGCAACCCCUACCUCUUUGCAGAAAUCCACGGAAGCUUUGUAGCUUUGCUACAACAACUUGGCUCCAUGUUUGGGGUCCCUCCGAUCUCGGAAGAACGCUUUAUUUGCAGUACCGUUCACGAAGAGGGAGAGACGAACCAUCGCCGCUCCGUAUCAUCGACUUCCGGAAAGGGGAAGGAGAAGACCUCCGCGCAGAAAGGUGACGAUGAUCUCGGCCUGUCGAACUUGGACUUAUCUUCAGGUCCUAAGCCUAUCCCCAUUGCGCCCCGACGAUCUGUCAUCGCUUAA
This is a messenger RNA of Aspergillus puulaauensis, 1374 nucleotides long. RefSeq names its product folliculin domain-containing protein. Gene Ontology annotation, cellular component: cytosol. The transcript has 2 exons. The record is from RefSeq and is a predicted model, not a curated record. Gene Ontology annotation, molecular function: GTPase activator activity. Gene Ontology annotation, biological process: positive regulation of GTPase activity; positive regulation of TORC1 signaling. NCBI's taxonomy places the organism in Eukaryota, Fungi, Ascomycota, Eurotiomycetes, Eurotiales, Aspergillaceae. Bases 1 to 1374 code for a protein of 457 amino acids.